This is a messenger RNA of Oryza brachyantha (malo sina), 1733 nucleotides long. Its product is annotated as ent-cassadiene hydroxylase-like. The transcript is spliced from 2 exons. Bases 1 to 1533 code for a protein of 510 amino acids. Lineage: Eukaryota; Viridiplantae; Streptophyta; Magnoliopsida; Poales; Poaceae. The record is from RefSeq and is a predicted model, not a curated record. Gene Ontology annotation, molecular function: iron ion binding; heme binding; monooxygenase activity.
AUGGAGGACAAACUGGUGCUGGCUCUGGCCGUGUUGGUGGUGGUCGUCGUCGUCUCCAAGCUGGUAUCGUAUGCCACGAGGCCGAGGCUGAACCUUCCGCCGGGGCCAUGGACGCUGCCGGUGAUCGGCAGCAUCCACCACCUCGUCGGGGGCCACAGCAUCCAGCGGUCGAUGCAGAGGCUCGCCGAGAAGCACGGGCCCCUCAUGAAGAUAUGGCUCGGCGAGGUCUUCGCGGUGGUCGUGUCGUCGCCGGAGGCGGCGCAGGAGAUCAUGAAGACCCACGACGUCGUGUUCGCCGACCGGUUCGUCAGCACCACCGUCGGGACGAUCACCUUCGGCGGGAGCGACCUCGCCUGGGCACCCUACGGCGAGCGGUGGCGGCAGCUCCGCAAGCUCUGCACGCUGGAGCUGCUGACCGCCGCGCGGGUGAGGUCGUUCCGGCGCAUCCGCGAGGAGGAGGUGGCGCGCCUCGUGCGGGACCUGGCCGCGUCCGCCGCCGCCGGCGAGGCCGUGAACCUGAGCGACAAGAUGGCCAAGCUCGUCAACGACAUCAUCGUGAGGUGCUGCGUCGGCGGCCGGAGCAAGCACCGCGACGAGUUCCUCGACGCCCUCCGCACCGCCCUGGACCAGACGACAUGGCUGACCGUCGCCGACAUCUUCCCGUCGAGCAAGCUCGCGCGGAUGCUCGGCGCCGCGCCGCGCAAGGCGCUCGCCUGCCGGAAGAAGAUAGAGCACAUCUUGGAGCAGAUCAUUCAAGAAAGGAGGGAAAUCAUGGACAGGAGCAGCGGCGACGGCGGCGAGGCGGCGGCCGGGAGCGAGUGCUUCGUCGACGUCCUUCUGAGGCUUCAGAAGGAAGGCGACACGCCAAUCCCAAUUACCAACGAAAUCAUCGUCGUGCUCUUAUUCGAUAUAGUUUCGGGAGGUAGCGAGACAUCAAGUAUCACACUAAAUUGGAUCAUGGCAGAUCUCAUUCAAACACCAAGAGUAAUGGCAAAAGUGUGUGAUGAGGUACGUAAGACGUUUCAAGGAAAGAACAAUAUAACAGAGGAUGAUAGUGUCAGUGGACUAACCUAUCUUAAGAUGGUGACUAAGGAAUCGUUGAGGAUGCAUUGCCCAGUGCCCCUUUUAGGCACUCGUAAAUGUCGUGAGACAUGCAAAAUUAUGGGCUAUGACAUACCAAAGGACACAACCAUAUUUGUCAAUGCAUGGGCGAUAUGUAGGGAUCCGAAAUAUUGGGACGAUACUGAUAAGUUUAAGCCAGAGAGAUUCGAGAAUAAUAAUAUAGACUAUAAGGGAAACAAUUUUGAAUUUCUUCCAUUUGGAUCGGGCCGUAGAAUGUGUGCAGGCAUAAAUCUUGGCAUGGCGAAUGUAGAGCUCCCCUUGGCUAGCAUUCUAUAUCAUUUUGACUGGAAGUUGCCCAAUGGAAUGUUGCCCGAAGACGUUGACAUGCAGGAGGUGCCUGGGCUACUUGCAAAUAGACGUACUAGCUUAACUUUGUUCCCAGUUACACGUGUUGCUCCUAGAGACACAUAAGUAACUGCAUAAAUAGAUCAUGUAUCCUUUGUGGUAGCAGGCAAAAUGAAUAUGUAUGUGGCUUAUUCGAGCUACAUAUACAUAUCAAAUAAGGUGUUAUAAAAUGUGGUUUUAUAUAUUAUGGUUUCCACAUUGACAAGACCAGUCAGGUAAAGUAUUUUCACAUACAAGUUUGUGUUGUACAGAUCACCUAUCUGAAA